Paramuricea clavata is the source of this 1117-nucleotide messenger RNA. The record is from the annotation of a GenBank genome assembly. Lineage: Eukaryota; Metazoa; Cnidaria; Anthozoa; Malacalcyonacea; Plexauridae.
AUGAGCCCGUGGGCUGAUUUUGACAAAACCACUGUUCUGAUGACACAAACCUCUCAAAGUGACUACGAGAACCUCCGUCGUCUGAACGUGCUAGGGAUUGCAGACAGCGGAGAAAAUUAUCAAGAGAUGGUCUAUCAAGAUUUCAAAGAGAAACGAGCAGAAGCCGCACAGAAACAACAGCUACAGACAGACGUCUGAUAAGAAACCCGCAAAAGAGUCUACACCUGAUCAAUCUCAAGAUAACUCGCAACCCGAGAACCUUCCAAAUCAACCAAAUUCUGACAAGGAAUCCCAGCCCGCAUCAAAUUCUCCACCUGCGCAAGAUACUCAACCCAACUACCAGGCGGCCAAUCAGGCACCUGGACUGACCUCUACUGCUCAGCAAGCAAAUAACGGUGAAAAUAAACCCAUAAAGGAUUAAAACCCUGAAAAAUCUGAGCAGAAUUCUCAAAAUCCUCAACAACUAAACCCCACCAACGGUCAACGACAAAACAUCGCUGCUGAGAACUUAGAUUCAAAAGACAAGCAAAAACCCAUCGAAGAAAGUGCCCCGCUAAAACCAAACUUGAAGGACGGAAAACAACAAGUGGAAGACCAACCAAAACCCGCAGCUAAUUCUAAGCCCCCUUCUGGUCUGAAGUCAAAGGGAAAAAGCCCUGUUGGCGUGCCUUCGUAUAGCUGCAAAGAUUUGGUUAAGCAAGAGUUGGAAGCCAUAAAAGAUUCACCGUCUACCAAACAGUUUAAAGCUGAUGUCUUGAAGGAGGUGCAAGUCAAAUUUAAAUCUGGCACCUUCCCUUAGAUCGACACAUCAAAGGUAUUCGUCAAGCACAAAGUAGCAAAGACGAAUAGAAAAUACAGAGUGACCAAACCGGAACACAAGAAAGCCGAAGCCAAACAUGCAAUCGCGCACUAAAAAGGGCAAAGGAAAUAUGCAACCGUGCACAAGGAAAACGAAGCCAAACAUGGAAUCGUGCACAAGAAAGGCGAAGCCAAACAUGGAAUCAUGCACAAGAAAGGCGAAGCCAAACAUGGAAUCGCGCAGGGGCAUCGCAAGCUACAUGGUAAAAAGAAGGAGGGAAAGAAAGCUGUGGAGAAAGCGAAAUUGAAUCGUAGAUAG